AUGCCACCCGCCUCUCGAGCGCAGGCGGAGCUCCAGCACCAGAAAAACAAACUUGCCAACUCGUACAGCGAACUUCUCGACGAGUUCAACAGCAAAGACCUUCGUACCGUUGGCAACUACACCGUCGGCCGCCUGAUUGGCAAAGGCUCGUUUGGCAAGGUCUAUCUGGCCUCCCACAAACUCAUCAAUGGCUCAAAGGUUGUGCUCAAGUCGGCCAAGAAGGACGACGCCAACCUCGCUCGCGAGAUCCACCACCAUCGCCAAUUCCUCCACCCGCACAUCGCCCGUCUUUACGAAGUCAUAGUCACCGAGUCGCUGGUAUGGUUGGUUCUGGAAUGGUGUGCUGGCGACGAGCUGUAUAACCACCUGCUCGAACAUGGUCGCAUGGAAGAAGGAAAGGUUCAAAAGAUCUUCACACAACUGGUCGGCGCCGUCUCGUACGUCCAUUCGAAAUCGUGUGUCCACCGCGACUUGAAACUGGAGAACAUCUUGCUCGACAAGCACGGCAACGUCAAGUUGGUCGACUUUGGCUUCACGCGCGAGUACCAAGGCUCGACCAGCUACUUGCAGACAUGGUGUGGUACGGUGUGUUAUAGCGCACCUGAGAUGCUCAAGGGAGAAAAAUACGCGGGUGAAAAGGUUGAUGUUUGGAGUUUGGGUAUCAUCCUGUACGCUCUGCUGUGUGGAGAGCUGCCGUUUGACGACGACGACGAGAACGACACAAAACAGCGCAUUCUCAAGGAGGAUCCCAAAUACCCCGAAUACGUUCCCGAAGGCGCAAAGGAUUUGAUGUCGAAACUGCUGUCGCGACGACCUCUUAUUCGACCUGCACUCGCUGAUGUCCUCCGCCACUCGUGGCUUCAAGAACACGCUCCUCAACAGCAGGAAAUAUUGAAAGUCCUACAACCUCCGCCUUUCAGCACCGACCUCGAAAAGCAAACCUUGGGACGCAUGCGUAGCGCCGGCGUUAACAUCGACCACGUUAUCGAGAAUGUCCUGGGACAACGAUGCGAUCCACUGGCUGGCUGGUGGGGCCUGCUCAUUGAGAAAGAGGAACGAAAAGAGAGGAGGAGGCAACGGAAACGAAGAGAAAGAGAGGCCGAAGCCAGGAGCAUACGAAGACUGAGUGCCUCCAGCAGUCGUCUGUUGAACGCUCCAAGUCUGAGGGAGAUCACAGAGGAAGAGCAAGCAAAGCACACGUUAACUUCACCAAAGACUAGAGGUCGGGGUGUGAGUAGGUCUAGCGCUGCACCACCUGAUCUGCCGAGAGUCACCGAGGGCAAGACGCCCGAGCCCGAUGAAAAACCACCACCGCCUGUGGAGAAAGACCAGCGGCGACGGUCUCUCUCAAUCACCUCGUCGAGCUGUGGUCCGGCUUUGCCACCGAAAGACGUACCCAAAAGACCUCGUGCGGCCAGUAGAAACAGUUCCCAAAUGCUACAGGUCACGCACACCAAGAUCGACCAUCUGACGGUGCCUCCGUUCCAUCAAAAGCUCAAGAAGCGUCCUUUCAAGGAUCAACUCGCUCACCUCAAAUCUUGGUUCAAAGUCAGCAGUGGGAAGAUUUCCAAGAAGGAUUCCCAGGAAACAGUUGAUACGCAGUUAGCGACUGCGCGGAAAGCGUCCAUGCCUUCAAGUCAACGAAGAGGCUCUGCUAAUGAUCUUCUGACCGAUCCACGAAAAAGUCCAAGGCCGGACAUGCCUACACGGACGACGUACCCCGUUCGCCCACGCAUCUCCACUGCAUCAUCAUAUGGUUCCACGGGAUCUCGGGGUCAUGGCGGUAACAGACCAUCUCUCUCACCAGCACCACUCACACCUCGCUCUUCCAUAUAUCGCCGCAGCUCCGGUCUCCGUGGAAGGAAGUCGACUUCAUCAUCUGUGUCUUCCGUCCGGAGCAUUCACACUCACCACCAUUCCCUCUCACGCGCCUCCACUACAUCUUCUAAUUCUGUGGCUUCCCCUUCUCUCAGCACACAUUCUCGCGCCAUCUCUAGAUCCCCGCAUACAAGUGGCAGCGUUAUAGUCUUGCCGCCAUCUACACCCACGUCCUCCGUCACAGGCACUUUCCCCUCUGGCAUCAGAGUCGCUCGACGACCUCCUCCUGGAAAUCUCGGAUCGCUCCCCACGCUGACUACCCAAACCUUGAACUCGCCGAUGAAUUACACCUUUGGUCCCGCAUCACCAGGCAUGCAUCCAGUGUUUGCCAAAAAGAAAAGAAGCGUCUUCAAAGGACCAAGUCUGGGCAAUACACCAGGCGCUCGAGGCCGUGGCUCAGGAAGCAACUCUGCAGAAGGCAGUCGAGGUACCAGCGCACAAGGACGCCGAAGCAACGAGAUUACAAUCGCCGAAGAAGAUGAGGAAGAGGAAGUAUCAGAAGAGCCCAAAGACUUCUUCUCGAGCAAAGUCACCUUGCAAGCACAAGGAAUGAGACUGGUUGAAGAAGACGAGGAAGAAGAGGAAAUGCUGUUUGAAGAAGUAGAGUCUUUCUCCCCGGUCGAGGAGGACAGAACCGCUUUCAUUAUCGAGGAGGCAGACGAAACCAUCAUUCCUGUCGUCCCCGAUGACACCCCUCAAACCACAACCACCACCUCCUCCCCCGAGCUCACCAGAGACGCCAAAACCAUCGCCUCUGACGUCCUAAGCCGCAAAGUCAUCGACGAAAACGGCAUCGCAGAAGAGGACGAAGAAGGAGACAAAACCGAAGGCUUGGGCAUCAGUGGCGCCGGUGCAUCCGACGUCGAUCAAACACCUAGUGUUGGAUACGAUAGGAAAAACUCUGUAGUAUAG
Molecule: messenger RNA, 2790 nt
Organism: Aureobasidium pullulans EXF-150
Lineage: Eukaryota; Fungi; Ascomycota; Dothideomycetes; Dothideales; Saccotheciaceae
Product: kinase-like protein
Exons: 3
Coding region: 1-2790 (929 amino acids)
Biological process (GO): protein phosphorylation; intracellular signal transduction
Cellular component (GO): cytoplasm
Molecular function (GO): protein serine/threonine kinase activity; ATP binding
Source: RefSeq, a predicted model, not a curated record